This is a messenger RNA of Mytilinidion resinicola, 669 nucleotides long. Its product is annotated as UMP-CMP kinase-like protein. Bases 1 to 669 code for a protein of 222 amino acids. Lineage: Eukaryota; Fungi; Ascomycota; Dothideomycetes; Mytilinidiales; Mytilinidiaceae. Gene Ontology annotation, biological process: CDP biosynthetic process; 'de novo' pyrimidine nucleobase biosynthetic process; UDP biosynthetic process. Gene Ontology annotation, molecular function: ATP binding; UMP kinase activity. Gene Ontology annotation, cellular component: nucleus; cytoplasm. The transcript is spliced from 2 exons. The record is from RefSeq and is a predicted model, not a curated record.
AUGCCUGCUAUUGAUCAGCUAGCCGCCGCCAAGCGCACGAACCCCCUCUAUACCCCGGAGCAAGCCACUGUUAUAUUCGUCCUCGGCGGUCCUGGUGCUGGAAAAGGGACCCAGUGUGCGAAGUUGGUCCAGGACUAUGGCUUCAAGCAUCUCUCCGCGGGUGACUUGCUGCGAGAGGAGCAGGACAGACCUGGCAGCGAGUUUGGCGAUAUGAUCAAGUCGUACAUCAAGGAGGGCACCAUCGUGCCCAUGGAGGUGACGAUUCAGCUGCUGGAGAAUGCCAUGGGCGCGGCGAUUGAGAAGGAGGGCAAGAAGAUGUUCUUGAUCGAUGGAUUCCCUCGCAAAAUGGACCAAGCUCUACACUUCGAGAAGACGGUUGUUCCCUCCAAGUUCACCCUCUUCUUCGACUGCCCAGAGGACGUCAUGGAAGAGCGUCUCAUAAACCGCGGCAAGACAUCCGGUCGUGCGGAUGACAACGCCGAGAGCAUCAAGAAGCGCUUCAAGACAUUCGUCGAAACGAGUAUGCCUGUGGUAGAUGCCUUCGAGAAGGAGGGAAGGGUGGUCAAAGUCAUGGCCACGCGGAGUCCUGAGGAGGUGUACGAGGACGUCAAGGUUGGGCUGAAGACUAAAGGGAUCGAGGUCCCGACGUUCAAGUUCGUAGCUAACUAG